This is a messenger RNA of Anopheles coustani, 2008 nucleotides long. It is a transcript of the gene Ssadh, whose product is annotated as succinate-semialdehyde dehydrogenase [NADP(+)] GabD. The transcript has 2 exons. The record is from RefSeq and is a predicted model, not a curated record. Bases 198 to 1769 code for a protein of 523 amino acids. Lineage: Eukaryota; Metazoa; Arthropoda; Insecta; Diptera; Culicidae. Gene Ontology annotation, molecular function: succinate-semialdehyde dehydrogenase (NAD+) activity.
ACGGAACGGACGGGUCGGAGAAAGGCGUAUCGUCCGCGUGUUUGCUCGCCAGUGGACCGACUAGUCUUCGCGAAGUGCUGUUCGUGCUAAUCAUCGUCGGAUUGCUCGUCAAUUUUUUGCGCUUUGGUUUGCUAUCAGCGUCGCACUUAAAUUUGUUAGAUAACCGGACGACGUCUUUUUGACCGGGCUUCGCGACGAUGAUUCGCUCAGUUUUGCUUCGGCACGGUGGCAAGUGGUACUGCGGCACAGCAGCAUCAGUCGGAUCCCGUUUAAGUGUGAACUACCAGACACCGAUCAGAGCGAUGCAUAACAAUCCGCUACGGCAGAGCCAAGCGUACGUGAACGGGCGCUGGGUGGGAGCUCGUUCCGGAGCCACGUUCGAGGUGCAGAAUCCGGCCAAUGGGCAGGUGCUGGGAGUAGUGCCGGAUAUGACCCGGGAUGAUGUGCAGCUGGCCAUUGACGCAGCGUACGAUGCGUUCUACGAAAAGGGCUGGCACAAUAGUACCGCCAAGGAGAGGGCGGCCCUGCUGAAGAACUGGUACGCCCUCAUGGAGAAGAACCGACAAGAGAUCGCCAGUAUUAUGACGGCCGAAUCGGGGAAACCACUGGUAGAAUCUCUCGGUGAGAUCACCUACGGAAACUCCUUCGUCGAGUGGUUCGCCGAGGAGGCGCGCCGGAUCUAUGGCGAGAUUGUUCCAUCGCCCGUCGCUAAUCGGCAAAUCAUGCUUACGCGCAAUCCGGUUGGAGUAGCCGGGUUGAUCACUCCGUGGAACUUCCCUCACGCAAUGAUCACGCGCAAGGCCGCCGCCGCUAUAGCUGCCGGCUGCACGGUCGUUAUCAAACCGGCCGAAGACACACCACUCACGGCACUCGCAUUAGCCCGCCUCGCCGAGGAAGCCGGCUUCCCGAAGGGCGUUAUCAAUGUGAUAACGAGCAGCCGAAAGUACGCGCCCGAAAUUGGACAGCUGCUGUGCACGAGCGAUAAGGUUGCGGCGAUUUCAUUUACCGGCUCGACCGAAGUUGGCAAACUUCUUUACCGCCAGUGCGCCGAUGGGGUGAAGCGCAUCGGGCUGGAACUUGGCGGAAACGCUCCGUUCAUAGUGUUCCGCACGGCAGACCUAGACAAGGCGCUGACCGGGGCCAUGAACUCCAAGUUCCGCAACUGCGGUCAAACGUGCAUCUCCGCCAACCGGUUCCUAAUCGAGGACGAAGUGCACGAUAAGUUCGUGGAGCAACUAAUUGAGCGCAUUGGAAAAUUGGCCAUUGGUGACGGCGCCAAAGAAGGCAUUCAGAUUGGUCCACUCAUUAACGAGGCGCAGCUGGCCAAGGUGGACCGGUUCGUGCGAGAUGCAGUGGAAAAGGGUGCCACAGUACGUUGUGGUGGUCGUGCUCGCCCCGAUCUAGGUCCACUCUACUACGAACCAACGGUGGUCACGGACCUGCGGGACAACAUGCUGCUCUACAACGAGGAGGUGUUCGGACCGGUCGUGUCCGUAGUGCGCUUCAAAACCGAAGCGGAAGCUCUUACCAUCGCCAACGGGACACGCCGCGGGUUAGCCGGGUACUUCUUCUCCAACGAUCUGAACCAGGUGUUCCGGGUGGCGCGAGAACUCGAGACGGGUAUGAUCGGCAUCAACGAGGGGCUCAUCUCGGCGACUGAGGCCGCCUUCGGAGGCAUCAAAGAAUCGGGUAUCGGGCGCGAAGGUUCACGCCACGGUAUUGACGAGUAUGUCUACAUCAAGUAUCUUUGCUACGGAAAUUUGCAGUAAAAAACGGCAUCGGUGCGCGACGGAAGGUGCCGCCAGCCCUCGCUAGUCAACCCGAUAUCGACACACGAUAUUAAAAUGUGCACAAUAAGCCGCCAUUGCAAUAACUGCAUUAUGCAUUAACGAUAACUCCAUUUAACGUCUUCCACUCGCGUUGGAAAAGAAAUUACCAGUGCUAGAGUUAAGAAAUUCAGUGUAUAUGUAAACCAAACUGUUGUAACCAUUCAAUGCUAUGUGAAAUA